Molecule: messenger RNA, 1916 nt
Organism: Eruca vesicaria subsp. sativa (arugula)
Lineage: Eukaryota; Viridiplantae; Streptophyta; Magnoliopsida; Brassicales; Brassicaceae
Source: the annotation of a GenBank genome assembly
UAGUAGUCUUAGCCAAAGAAAAAAAAUUAAAACAAAUAUAAGAUUUCGUUCGCGAUCAUCAAAACCUUGAGAGAUUCGAUUUCAUACACACACAAUCAUUAGUUUUAUUUGCACCGCAAUCCUUCCUUGGUGUCUGGAUCUUAAGUAGUGUUCUUAUUACAAACACCCUCUUCUCGACAGUUUGGAUAUUUGAUUAUUCUGCACAAUAAACAUGGCGAGGAAGAUGCUUGCUGAUGGAGAGCUUAACAACGCCGCGGCGGAGGAAGCCACCGAGACUCACUAUGAUUUUGAUUUGUUUGUAAUCGGUGCCGGAAGCGGCGGUGUUCGUGCGGCUAGGUUCUCUGCUAAUAAUGGUGCCAAGGUUGGUAUUUGCGAGCUUCCCUUUCACCCUAUUAGUUCCGAGGAGAUUGGAGGUGUUGGUGGCACGUGUGUUAUUCGUGGUUGUGUUCCCAAAAAGAUUCUCGUCUAUGGUGCUACUUAUGGUGGUGAACUUGAGGAUGCUAGAAACUAUGGGUGGGAAAUCAAUGGGAAUGUCGACUUCAAUUGGAAGAAGCUUCUUCAAAAGAAGACUGAUGAGAUAUUAAGACUGAACAACAUUUACAAGCGAUUGUUGGCGAAUGCUGCUGUCAAGUUGUAUGAAGGUGAAGGAAGAAUAGUUGGUCCCAACGAAGUGGAGGUGAGACAAAUCGAUGGCACCAAAAUAAGUUACACCGCCAAGCACAUUUUGAUUGCUACUGGCAGUCGGGCACAAAAGCCCAACAUCCCUGGACAUGAGCUGGCUAUUACAUCUGACGAAGCUUUAAGUUUGGAAGAGUUUCCUAAGCGUGCUAUAGUACUUGGAGGAGGGUACAUUGCUGUGGAGUUUGCAUCAAUCUGGCGUGGAAUGGGCGCGACAGUAGAUUUAUUCUUCAGGAAGGAACUUCCACUAAGGGGCUUUGAUGACGAAAUGAGGGCACUUGUGGCUAGAAAUCUUGAAGGAAGGGGUAUCAAUCUGCAUCCGCAAACAAGUUUGGCUGAGUUGAUAAAAACAGACGAUGGGAUAAAAGUGAUAUCCUCUCAUGGGGAAGAAUUCGUGGCAGAUGUUGUACUAUUUGCUACCGGAAGAGCUCCUAAUACCAAGAGAUUGAAUUUAGAAGCUGUUGGUGUUGAACUUGAUCAGGCUGGAGCUGUAAAGGUUGAUGAGUACUCACGCACUAAUAUACCUAGCAUAUGGGCUGUGGGAGAUGCUACUAACCGAAUUAACCUUACACCUGUUGCGUUAAUGGAGGCCACCUGCUUUGCCAACACUGUCUUUGGUGGAAAGCCUACUAAAGCAGACUACACCAAUGUAGCUUGUGCCGUAUUUUGCAUACCACCACUAGCUGUGGUGGGUCUCAGCGAAGAAGAGGCAGUGGAAAAAGCAACAGGGGAUAUUUUGGUUUUCACCUCAGGCUUUAACCCUAUGAAGAACACCAUUUCUGGACGGCAGGAAAAAUCAUUAAUGAAGCUUAUAGUUGAUGAGACGACUGAUAAGGUUAUUGGAGCAUCCAUGUGCGGUCCAGAUGCAGCUGAGAUCAUGCAGGGAAUAGCAAUUGCGCUCAAGUGUGGAGCAACCAAAGCACAGUUUGACAGCACGGUUGGGAUACAUCCAUCUUCUGCAGAGGAAUUCGUGACAAUGCGCACUGUGACCAGACGCAUUGCCUACAAAGCCAAACCGAAGACGAGUCUAUGAACCGCCAAGAUUUAAAAAGACAUUUUGCAUAAAAUACUUUAGUUUGGUCAGAGGGUCAGAUCGAUACAUUAAUUCUUUAUACUCUUGUCCCAAUAAAUGUUUUGUAUAAGUUUUUGUUUGUUUGUUGAUCGCUACUAAAAUUCAGAAACAUAAUUUAUUCUUCUCUUGUUGCUAGUGAAAUAUCACCAAAUAUGUGCAUUAUCUU